Messenger RNA from Racocetra persica, 2343 nucleotides. The record is from the annotation of a GenBank genome assembly. NCBI's taxonomy places the organism in Eukaryota, Fungi, Glomeromycota, Glomeromycetes, Diversisporales, Gigasporaceae.
GGUGAAGUCCUCAUCUCACGAUUAUAUCGUCAAGAUCUGAAACGAUCCGUAGCAGACAUAUUUCGAAUACAAGUAAUAUCCAACACUGAUAUACGAUCACCCAUAGUUACGCUUGGUUCUACUUCAUUUUUUCACGUUCGGCAUGAAAACCUUUUUAUCGUUGCUGUUACCAAAUGCAACGCUAACGCCGCCCUAGUGUUCGAAUUUUGUUAUCGACUCGUAAACAUCGGAAAAGCUUAUUUUGGAAAAUUGGAUGAGGAAGCCGUUAAGAAUAAUUUUGUACUGGUGUAUGAGCUUUUAGAUGAGGUUCUCGAUUUUGGAUAUCCACAAAACAGCGAAACUGACACACUGAAAUUAUAUAUUACCACCGAGGGAGUCAAGUCUGAACGUGCCUUAAAAGAAGAUUCAUCGAAAAUUACAAUUCAAGCAACUGGUGCCACAUCGUGGCGAAGACCAGAUAUAAAGUAUCGAAAGAAUGAGGCUUUUAUAGAUGUUAUCGAGUCAAUUAAUCUGUUAAUGAGUGCCAAAGGUACUACACUAAGGGCUGACGUUUCUGGGCAAAUUAUGAUGAGGGCUUAUCUUUCUGGAACACCCGAGUGUAAAUUUGGAUUGAAUGACAAAUUAUUGUUGGAAAAAGAUACUUCUCAUAAAGGAAUGGCAAGGAAAUCUACUGCUGUUGAAAUCGAUGAUUGUCAAUUUCAUCAAUGUGUAAAAUUGGGAAAAUUCGAUUCAGAUCGUACAAUCAGCUUUGUACCACCAGAUGGUGAAUUUGAAUUAAUGAGGUACCGCACUACUGAAAAUGUCAUUCUUCCGUUCCGUGUCCAUCCGGUAGUCAAUGAAAUUGGAAAAUCUCGUGUCGAGUAUCGGGUCACAGUGAAAGCGAAUUUUUCGCCCAAAUUAUACGCGAAUAAUGUAUUAAUAAAGAUCCCCACACCGCUUAAUACCGCCAAUAUAAAUGUUCGUGUCGCUUCAGGAAAAGCGAAAUAUGUACCAGCUGAGAACGCAAUUGUUUGGAAAAUUCCACGAUUUCAAGGACAGUAUGAAGUAAUGUUAAGUGGGGACGCAGAGCUUUCUGCAAUGACAGUCAAAAAGGCAUGGUCGAGACCGCCAAUAUCAAUGGAUUUUCAAGUAUUGAUGUUUACAUCUUCAGGAUUAUUAGUAAGAUUUUUGAAGGUUUUUGAAAAAAGCAAUUAUACUAGUGUCAAAUGGGUAAGGGCUGGUGGUUACGCAGAGGAAGAAUUACAAAGUUGUUUCUUGCCUGGAGCAACAAAUUUUCACCUUUCGUCUGUAAGAAAUAAGAUUAAGCAUAAAGAGGUCAAUCUUUUUCUUCCCGGCUUUGUACUUGCUUUGUACCUGCUUUUAAGAAAAAAAGUCAUGGCUUACGAUUAUCGGAACGAUCGGAACGACAAAGCAGGUUUUUAUCCACUUCAUAAUAACAGAUUUCAUGAGGAUGGUAGAAGCAAUGCCGGCUAUAAUAGCAAUUAUCGGCAAUAUACAACGGAGGAUGGAAACAUUGCAUAUUCUGAUAGUAAUAUAGAUAUGUAUAAUAGAACUUAUAAUUCUUCCAAUGCUUUUCAAAAUUCCAGUCCUAUUCCCCCAGCGCCCUAUCAAAAUUCAAGAUCACAAUCAGGUUAUCCAAGUUCCCAAGCAAGUCUGCCACAUUCAUCGGGUUAUGAUAGAAAAGAUAAUUCAAAUCCAAAGUAUUUUCCUCCAGGACAUGCUUCGUAUGAACCACUUGAUUCUUAUUCAGAAAAUAAAGAAAUGUUACCAACUGCUGCUGUCGCACCGGAAACAACUGGGCCGAAGCCUCCAACAAAUUAUGAUACUCAAAAAUUAUCUGAGUUUGGAGACGAACCUAAACCGGAGGCAAAACAUGCAGCAGUUUUGCUAUUGGGACGUGUACCAUCAGUUGACUUCUUAGGAGUUGCGGAUUCCCCCACCGGUGCUCAACCAUAUGUUAAGAAGACUUCUGGAUUUGAUUUUAAUUUUGGUCUUCGUAUCCAAGUUAACAAUCCUAAUAUCAUUGGUGCAAAAUUCUCGAUGAUAAAGGCUGUGGCAUAUUAUCCAGGUCACCAAAAUCCUAUCGGGGGUGGGAAUUUAACUAACGUUAACAUUCCAAGUAAAUCCAACACUACAAUUACAUUCCCAUUUUCUAUCAAUUAUGAUGCAUCAAUUGAUCCAGGAUUCUCGAUAUUACUUGAUAUCGCAACAAAAUGUGGGUUAACUGGUGGUAGUAAGUCCAAAUUGUCAAUUGAUUACACAUUGACCUUGUCAUUUAAUGUUCUUUUUAUACCUGUGAGCCCAAGUUUCCAAAAGACAGCUAAUAUAGACUGCCCUAUUCAG